This is a messenger RNA of Fragaria vesca subsp. vesca, 2267 nucleotides long. RefSeq lists its product as uncharacterized. Gene Ontology annotation, cellular component: exocyst. The record is from RefSeq and is a predicted model, not a curated record. The coding region runs from base 56 to 1984 and encodes 642 amino acids. Gene Ontology annotation, molecular function: phosphatidylinositol-4,5-bisphosphate binding. Gene Ontology annotation, biological process: exocytosis. The transcript has a single exon. Lineage: Eukaryota; Viridiplantae; Streptophyta; Magnoliopsida; Rosales; Rosaceae.
CAAAGCUCUUCUUCCCUAACCUUGUUUUACGAGCUUUAUAACUUCAUAGUCGAUAAUGCUAGUCUCAGAGACACCAAAGAGUGGUAUCACCACACUCCCACCGCCAAGAAGAGGAAUGUCCAGCCUCUUCUUCAUGUCAUCCAACAAAUCCCUCUCUUCUUCUCACUAUUCACAUUCUAGCUCUUUCGCUGGCACGACCCCUAGCCGCACCUUCUCCCUGUCGAUGAUGGAAGAGAACAUCGAAAAUGCUGAGGCUGUCAUCACCAAAUGGGAUCCAAGUUCCUCUUCGUACACCAAGGUUACCUUCAUCUUCCAGCAAAGCAGGAAAGAAGCCAAAGAGUACCUCAAAGCAGUCAAAACCUUGCGUAGCGCUAUGCAUGUUCUACUAGGUGAAAGAUUUCCAUCCAGCAAGAUUGUGAUUGCUCAGAAUCUGAUGCAACUAGCGAUGAAAAGGCUUGAGAAAGAGUUUUACCAGAUAUUGUCUGCAAGCCGUGAUCAGCUAGACCCCGAGUCAGUUUCAAAUCGAUCCUCAAGCAGAUCAAGCAAAUUUUAUGAUGAAGAGGCUGAGGGCCGAUCAGAUGAUGAGCUGGAUAUUGCUGGCGAGUCGAUAACUGAGGUUGAGAGAGCCUCAGUACUUGCCAUGUCAGAUCUGAAGUCAAUAGCUGAUUGUAUGAUCAGUUCUGGCUAUGGUAAAGAGUGUGCAAAGAUAUACAGGAUAAUCCGAAAGUCAAUAAUCGACGAGGGACUAUAUCACCUUGGAAUCCAGCGGUUCAAGUCUUCUCACAUUCAGAAGAUGGAUUCGCAAGCACUCGAUAAUGAAAUCAAGAAAUGGAUGAAGGCUGCAAAGAUUGCUGUGAAGACACUUUUUCAAGGAGAGAAAAUUCUCUGUGAUCAUGUGUUUGCAGCAUCCGAGACCAUCAAAGAGUCAUGCUUUUAUGAGAUAACCAAAGAGGGAGCAACCACCCUAUUCAGUUUUCCUGAACUCCUUGUCAAGACCAAGAAAGUUUCAGAAAGAAUUUUCGGGCUAAUGGAACUCCAUGAAGCAGUCUCUGAUCUUUGGCCUGAAACUGAAGCAGUAUUCUGCUCUGAAUCAACAUCUGGUAGCAAACUACAAGCGCUUUCAUUAUUGCUCAAACUUGGAGAUUCUGUCCGUUCUAUUCUUUCAGAUUUUGAAUCAACCAUUCAAAAGGACUCUACAAAAAUUCUAGUCCCUGGGGGCGGGGUUCACCCACUUACUCAAAAAGUGAUGAACUAUCUAACUUCACUAGCAGACUACAGCAUAAUUCUCUGUGAUAUUCUUGCUGAUUAUCCACCACCAGCAAACUCUUCAUUUCAUGAAACCUCCUUCAAGAGCUCAAUGCCAGAUGAAGGUUCAACACCAGCAGUGUCAGUCCACCUAGCUUGGCUCAUUUUAGUUCUUUUGUGCAAGCUUGACAUUAAAGCUGAGAUUUACAAAGAUGUGGGUUUGGCGUAUCUCUUCCUUGCCAACAAUCUUCACUUCAUUGUUGAGAAGGUGCAGCAAUCACCCAACCUGAAACUCCUCCUCGGUGAAGAAUGGGUAGCUGAACACAUGAAGAAGGUUAAACUAUAUGCUUCAACCUACGAGAUCACAGCCUGGACAAAGGUUUUAUCAUCCUUACCAGAGAAGUCAUUCGAAAUGUCUACUGAAAUGGCAAAGGAGUGUUUUAGAAGGUUCAACAUAGCUUUCGAAGAGGCAUAUAGGAAACAAACAUCCUGGAUCGUACAGGAUAGGAAGUUGAGGGAUGACUUGAAGGUGUCCAUAGCGCAGAAACUAGUACCAACAUAUCAAGAAUUUUACGACACAUACAUGGUGAUGCUGACUGAGGAGAAAAAUUUGGAGUUGCUUGUAAGAUUUUCUCCUGAUGACUUGGGCAAUUACUUGUCAGAUUUGUUCCACGGGACUUCUAUCUCACUCAGUCCAACAUCUUCAUCGUUUCCUCCGCGGAGCUGCCUCCCUCUCUGAGAUGAUUUAAGACUACUACAAUUCAAACUGAACUAUUUUGAUAUGGCUAGUGAAGAUAGUGAGAAUAAGAACAGCCAACUUUCUCAAACUAUAAAACUAUAUGACAUCAUUUUACAAUACUAUCCCAUCAACCCCUCCUAUUUAUGACCCUGUUGCUUUGGCUCAGCUUUGAGACUACCCAGGUUUAAUUCAAACAGAAUAAUGAUCAUACAAAUGUUAUAUCCUGUUUGACUGGUUGAUAUUUCAAUGUCAGAAAUAUAUCAAAGCCGAUUAUGAUAUGUAA